GUAGAUCACUUCACCCGGAAGUGAGUUAUCGAGGGAAGCUAAGCUAGUUGAAUUGUUGUAGGCGUUCCGCUCGUGUAUCCUAAAAUUGAACCUGGAGUUUGAUAGUUGAAUAACUUGCCCAGCAUUCGCCGUUUGAGGAGCACAAACAGGAGAACUCUGUGAAACUCCAGUGGUCAGAGAUGUCUGUUGUUCCUCCCAGUCGUUCGAGCACCGGCUGGCCGCGCGGCAGCUCUCAGUUCGGGAGCAAAUACAUAGGCGCCGUGGGAACGAAGCCACUCACCCUGGAGCGAACUAUCAAUCUCUACCCUCUUACCAACUACACUUUUGGCACGAAAGAGCCGCUGUAUGAGAAGGACAGCUCAGUUGCUGCCAGGUUCCAGAGGAUGCGUGAAGAGUUUGACAAGAUGGGGAUGAGGAGGACUGUGGAGGGAGUCUUAAUAGUCCAUGAACACCGGUUGCCUCACGUCUUACUUCUGCAGCUGGGAACAACAUUCUUCAAACUGCCAGGGGGAGAGUUGAGUCCUGGAGAGGAUGAAGUGGAUGGUUUAAAACGCCUCAUGACAGAGAUUCUUGGAAGACAGGAUGGUGUUAAACAGGACUGGGUGAUUGACGACUGUAUUGGCAACUGGUGGCGUCCCAACUUUGAGCCUCCGCAGUACCCAUAUAUUCCAGCUCACAUCACCAAACCAAAGGAGCACAAGAAGCUCUUCCUGGUUCAGUUACAGGAAAAAGCUCUGUUUGCGGUUCCAAAGAACUACAAACUUGUGGCUGCUCCGUUGUUUGAACUGUACGACAACGCACCAGGAUACGGACCAAUCAUAUCCAGUCUCCCGCAGUUACUGAGCAGGUUCAACUUCAUCUACAACUGACCAGUCUGAGUGACCGGCUGUCUCUGUGAGUGCAGCUCCCUGGUGCUUGAUGAGGAGACACAACACAAUGGGGAAACAGUUCCUCAACUCAACCUUUGAUUUAAAAAAAAAAAAAAAAAGAACCUCUCCACACCAGAUUAUUGUCGUGUUUGUUUAUACCUUUGACCGAUGGAAACAGAUGUCUUGUCUUUUUGUUUUCUUUUUUAAAUGCUAGAUUUUGUAGUGUGACGGUGCUUAGUGCCAGAUGUGUGUGGAGGAACAUGUUGGAUUAAAUGAACCUUGCUUAUUUUAAAUUGUAUCAUGUUUUUUCCCCUUUUUUAAAUAAA
Molecule: messenger RNA, 1195 nt
Organism: Synchiropus splendidus (mandarinfish)
Lineage: Eukaryota; Metazoa; Chordata; Actinopteri; Syngnathiformes; Callionymidae
Gene: nudt21
Product: nudix hydrolase 21
Exons: 7
Coding region: 180-869 (229 amino acids)
Cellular component (GO): mRNA cleavage factor complex
Molecular function (GO): mRNA binding
Source: RefSeq, a predicted model, not a curated record